Theobroma cacao (cacao) is the source of this 1223-nucleotide messenger RNA. Its product is annotated as xyloglucan endotransglucosylase protein 2-like. Gene Ontology annotation, cellular component: cell wall; apoplast. Gene Ontology annotation, biological process: xyloglucan metabolic process; cell wall biogenesis. Gene Ontology annotation, molecular function: hydrolase activity, hydrolyzing O-glycosyl compounds; xyloglucan:xyloglucosyl transferase activity. The record is from RefSeq and is a predicted model, not a curated record. NCBI's taxonomy places the organism in Eukaryota, Viridiplantae, Streptophyta, Magnoliopsida, Malvales, Malvaceae.
CCUUUCUUUUUAAGUCUUACCCAAAGUCCAAAAGGGGCAUGGGGUGUCUGCUUAUAUAUAUUCUAUAAUCAGCUCGAGCCUAGAGCACCAGCCAUUUCCUCUGACAGAUACUAGAGAGAUAUCGGGCAUGGCUUCUUUUCUUUGGACUUUAUGUCUCGGCUUUCUAUUCUUGGCCUCUGGAACUAUGAGUGCCGCACCAAGAAAGCCCGUAGAUGUGCCAUUCGGCCGCAACUAUGUGCCCACCUGGGCUUUUGAUCACAUCAACUAUCUCAAUGGCGGUACCGAGAUUCAGCUCAAAUUAGACAAAUACACAGGGACCGGCUUUCAAUCCAAGGGCUCUUACUUGUUUGGUCACUUCAGCAUGAACAUUAAGAUGGUUCCUGGGGACUCUGCCGGAACGGUGACUGCUUUUUAUUUAUCUUCUCAAAACUCAGAGCAUGACGAGAUAGACUUUGAGUUCUUGGGGACCAGAACCGGACAGCCCUAUAUUCUGCAGACCAAUGUGUACACCGGAGGAAAGGGAGAUCGAGAGCAGAGAAUUUAUCUUUGGUUUGACCCUACCAAAGACUACCACACCUACUCCGUUCUGUGGAAUACGUUUCUGAUUGUGUACUUCGUGGAUGAUGUGCCCAUAAGGGUGUUUAAGAACAGCAAAGAUUUGGGGGUGAGGUACCCUUUCAACCAACCGAUGAAGAUAUAUUCAAGCUUGUGGAAUGCGGAUGACUGGGCCACCAGGGGUGGUCUGGAGAAGACGGACUGGUCCAAGGCUCCCUUCGUGGCCUCUUACAAGGGGUUCCACAUAGAUGGGUGCGAAGAAUCCGUGAACGCAAGGUUCUGCAAGACACAAGGCAAGCGAUGGUGGGAUCAGAAAGAGUUCCAAGACCUUGAUGCUCAACAAUACGACAAACUCAGGUGGGUUCGCCAGAAGUACACCAUCUACAACUAUUGCACUGAUCGUGCACGCUUCCCGACGAUGGCUCCUGAAUGCAAGCGAGACCAAGACAUAUGAUCCUGGCCUCUCUUAUUACUCCAUAUAUAGUUACCCAGUAUCUGCUUAAGUUUACGAUUUAUAAUUUAUGAUUUAUACUGUUACAAUAUUGGGCUUGUAACAUUGAAACUAAAAAGAGGGUGAAGGAGUGGCCAUUAUAUUUAUUGUUUCCUUUCAAUGAAAUUGCUAAGCUGUAUUCUAUAUUUUCUGUCAAUCACGGCUCUUUCUCUGUUUA